This is a messenger RNA of Staurois parvus, 423 nucleotides long. The record is from the annotation of a GenBank genome assembly. Lineage: Eukaryota; Metazoa; Chordata; Amphibia; Anura; Ranidae.
UUUGUUAAACCCAAUACACAUUGCUGGAGUGCAACGUCUGACUUGUAUGUGGGCUGCAAAGGAGGACAACUAUUGUCCAUUAAUCCAGAAACACAGAUGGUUACAGUUCUUAGCCCAGUGGAUUGGCAAACAGCUGAUGAAUUGCCCAGAGGUACUGUUAUGAAAGGAAGCAUAAACAGUGUUGUACUUUACAAAGAUGGACUCUACGUAGCUGGAAGUGAAGGCAUUUUGUGGUCAUGUUCCGUAAAGGGUUCAGAAUGUAAACUUGAACAAUGCUGGGAUGCAAAGGAACCCAUUGAAAAUAUUGCUUUCUCCAGUAAUUACAGGAUUCUUUCCAUUGCAACAAGCAAGGGUUCUGUAUAUAUAUACAACCACAAACAUUCUCAAGACCCUAUCCAAAUUCUUAACGCAUACAAUAAGGGA